Zasmidium cellare ATCC 36951 is the source of this 1878-nucleotide messenger RNA. RefSeq lists its product as uncharacterized. Gene Ontology annotation, biological process: DNA-templated transcription; positive regulation of transcription by RNA polymerase II. The record is from RefSeq and is a predicted model, not a curated record. Lineage: Eukaryota; Fungi; Ascomycota; Dothideomycetes; Mycosphaerellales; Mycosphaerellaceae. Gene Ontology annotation, molecular function: sequence-specific DNA binding; zinc ion binding; DNA-binding transcription factor activity, RNA polymerase II-specific. Bases 1 to 1878 code for a protein of 625 amino acids. The transcript is spliced from 3 exons.
AUGAAACGUGGGCAGCGAGUGAGGCGGCGAGUCUUCGCCUGCGAGCGAUGUCGCAAACGAAAGAUCAUGUGUGAUGCGACAUUCCCAGCAUGCUCCUCGUGCACAGAUGCUGGUGCUCACUGCUUGUCAGUGGACCAAAAGACGAAAGGAGCCCUGCCUCGCAGCAUUGUGCAAUAUCUGCAGCAACAGAUCGCCACGCUCGAACGAGAUGCACCAAGCCCAUCUAUUUUCACAAGUUCUAAUGACAUCCCAUUGCCUACAGGCCGCAAUUCAUUCGAACACGCCCGAUACGCUCUCCACGAUAUUGUUCCUCCGUCUUUGGGCCUCACACAAAGCGCCUGCCUUGCCGGUUGUGCUCUCGCUCCAACUCAACUACCGUCCUCGAAGGAAUACUAUGAAGCAUCGCAGGACGGAGAUCGACGUGUUCCCAGGCCGCUUGCUGAGUCAAGAGCAACCCAGGUGUUGACGCUUGCUGCUGUUCCAGUGCAUGUAGCUGAGUUCCUGCUUCGAACAUACCUGGUCAGGAUCAUUCCGCAAUACCCGAUUUUCCACAAGACUCAGGUAGAGGAGGCGUUCACGGCAAUCUUCGAUCGGCAAAAUGGCGACGUGGCUCCGCAACAAAGACAUGUGUACGUCGUCAGCUUGGUCUUGGCCAUUUCACUGUCCACGGCGGUUCGUAUGAAGCAGAAACGGGCACACGCUUUGGCGACAGGCUUGUUUCGAAAUGCAAUGCUGCGCGCCCCAGCUGUGCUCACCAAUGACCUCGAAGGCCUACAGUGCCUUCUCUUACUGAUCCAGUACGCUUUUCUGGAUCCCACCAUUGCUAAUCUCUGGCUGCUCACGGGCCUGUCAAGCGAAGCAAGCCUAGACAUGUGUCUACACAAAGAGUUGCCCGUGCAAGCAGAAUUGGACGUUCUCCAGCGAGAUAUUCGGCGACGCAUCUUCUGGUGUGCAUGGGAAAUGGAGGUGGCUGUAUCCGCUGCUUUCCAUCGGCCGCUUCGAAUACACUCGAAGGCUAUAGAGGCGCAAUUCCCCUCCGAGUACGAUGAUCGACAUAUCACAGAGAGCGGAAUCGAUAUCGUAGGCCGACAAACGAAAGUCGUGUCUCGUCGCAUCUGGCAGUUUCGGCAAGUGGAAGCAAAACUCCUCUCCGUUCUGUAUGACAACGACAAUCUGCCCGACAAUAUGUCUCUUGGAGAUUGGUCGGCCAGGAUCGACCAAGAGAUCAAUGAAUGGAAGCUCGAAGUACACCGCACUGCCGUCCAGGAAUCAGAAGACCCACUGGCGCGAUCACAGUGGGAAGAGAUGCGGUUGUACGCCGAUAUUGCCUCCAUGUGGAUACUGGUCCAGCUAUACAGACCGUGCCCGAGAAACAAAGCGCCAUGUCCUCGCAACUUGAUCAAAGCUGCCAAUGCCGCCGUGCACGUUGCUGACGACUAUCGAGAGCAACAGAAAACACGCUUCGGCUACUUGAAGUACGUGUUUCACCCGUGCCAUCAUGUGUUUUCGUCCGCACUGGUAUUUCUGCAGGCUUUGCAGUACUGCAAAGCGGAAUACGCCAGCUUGUAUACAGUGGAUGAGGUCGAACAGCAAGCCAACAGCUUCCCACGCUUCUUCACCACGAUCGCAGAGCGUUGGCCGGCCGCGGCACGGUGUCAUGAAGAAUACAGUCGACUUCUUCAACCAAUCCAACUAGAGUUCGCCCAGUUCGUCCACAGCAGGACGAGUCCACUCCUCCUACAUAUCCUGCUCUUUCCCGAAAGCGCCAUCGAGGGCAAGCCAUUUGGCGACCACGGCCAAAUGGCUACAAACCCAAUCGAAGAUGUCCUGCACGAGCCAGCGAAUGGAGCUACUCACAAGGGGGAUCGAAGGCGUUGA